Molecule: messenger RNA, 3546 nt
Organism: Cajanus cajan (pigeon pea)
Lineage: Eukaryota; Viridiplantae; Streptophyta; Magnoliopsida; Fabales; Fabaceae
Gene: RIF10
Product: polyribonucleotide nucleotidyltransferase
Biological process (GO): mitochondrial RNA 3'-end processing; mitochondrial mRNA catabolic process
Cellular component (GO): mitochondrion; chloroplast stroma; cytosol
Molecular function (GO): RNA binding; 3'-5'-RNA exonuclease activity; polyribonucleotide nucleotidyltransferase activity
Source: RefSeq, a predicted model, not a curated record
GCCCACACCCUCAGCGCGCGUCUACACCAAAUAGCAGAAGCGGAUAACGGCAACACUUUCUCCCUCUUCUCUGCGUCUCACACUCUCACUCACCACUCCCUCACACUGAAAACCAACAACUUCACCUUCUUCCUCCGCAAUCCAAAACCCUAACACCCAAAGAAGAAGAAGGAGAAGAUGCUAGCAUGUCCUAGCAGCUCCCUCCAUGGCCUCGCCGCACUGCAACGCCAUUCCCAACCCUCUCACUUCCUCCUCUCCAAGCCUCUCCUCUUCCCUCCUUCCUCUCGCUUCGCAGCUUCCCGCAAAUGCAACUUCCGUUCCCUCCUUUCCACCGCUCGCCGCCGCUCCCGCGUCAGAGCUUCCGCCGAGGUGACGGACUCCGUCGUCGGCGAUGGUGGCGUCCUGGAACCGUAUUCCGUGAAGAUUCCCGUCGGUGAUAGACAUAUUUUGGUUGAGACUGGUCAUAUAGGAAGACAAGCAAAUGGCUCUGUUACAGUUACAGAUGGAGAGACUAUUGUGUACACAACUGUUUGCUUGGAUGAUGUUCCUACUGAACCGUCUGAUUUUUUCCCUCUUUCUGUUAAUUAUCAAGAGCGUUUUUCAGCAGCUGGUCGCACUAGUGGAGGGUUUUUUAAGCGAGAAGGAAAGACAAAAGAUCAUGAGGUUCUUAUUUGUAGAUUGAUUGAUAGGCCCCUACGUCCUACGAUGCCAAAGGGCUUCUACCAUGAAACUCAAAUAUUAUCUUGGGUUUUGAGCUACGAUGGAUUGCACUCCCCUGAUUCUUUGGCUGUCACUGCAGCUGGUAUAGCAGUAGCACUUUCAGAACUUCCUGUGUCAAAAACAGUUGCUGGAGUUCGUGUUGGUCUUGUUGGUGAUAAAUAUAUAGUAAAUCCUACAACUCAGGAGAUGGAACACUCUGAGUUGGACCUCUUGCUGGCUGGCACAGAUAGUGCAAUAUUGAUGAUAGAGGGCUAUAGCAAUUUUCUUCCAGAAGAGAAGUUACUUAAAGCUGUAGAAGUUGGUCAGGAUGCAGUGCGAGCUAUCUGCAACGAGGUAGAAGCUCUGGUUAAGAAGUGUGGGAAGCCAAAGAUGUUGGAUGCCAUCACGUUGCCUCCUCCUGAACUUUAUAAACAUGUUGAAGAAAUUGCUGGUGAUGAGUUAGUAAAAGUUCUUCAAAUUAGAAACAAAAUACCCAGAAGGAAAGCCCUUUCAUCAUUAGAAGAAAAGGUUCUGAAGAUACUCACAGAAAAUGGGUUUGUCUCAAAUGACUCAACACUGAGGAGUAAUUUUGAGACCAUUGCAGAGAUUCUUGAGGAAGAGGAUGAAGAUGAGGAAAUAAUUGUUGAUGGUGAAGUUGAUGAAGGUGAUGUUCAUAUAAAGCCAACUCCACGCAAACCAGCCCUUUUGUUUUCUGAGGUAGAUGUGAAGUUGGUAUUUAAGGAAGUUACAUCAAAAUUUUUGAGGAAGCGCAUAGUAGAGGGGGGGAAAAGGAGCGAUGGUCGAACACCUGAUGAAAUACGACCAAUCAACUCUAGAUGUGGUCUAUUACCCAGAGCACAUGGAAGUGCUCUUUUCACGAGAGGCGAGACACAGUCACUAGCAGUUGUUACACUUGGAGAUAAACAAAUGGCGCAAAGAAUAGAUACUCUUGAUGGUGUUGCUGAUUUCAAGAGGUUUUAUCUGCAGUAUUCAUUUCCACCUUCAUGUGUUGGGGAAGCUGGCCGGAUUGGUGCCCCAAGUAGAAGAGAAAUUGGUCAUGGUAUGCUUGCUGAGAGAUCCCUUGAACCAAUUUUGCCUUCUGAAGUUGAUUUCCCUUACACUAUACGAGUUGAGAGUACUAUCACAGAAAGCAAUGGCUCUUCAAGUAUGGCUUCUGUUUGUGGAGGUUGCUUAGCAUUGCAAGAUGCUGGGGUUCCUAUUAAGUGUUCAAUUGCUGGAAUUGCAAUGGGUAUGGUACUGGACACCAAGGAAUUUGGUGGAGAUGGAACUCCACUUAUUCUGUCUGACAUAAUUGGCUCUGAAGAUGCAUCUGGAGAUAUGGAUUUCAAGGUUGCUGGAAAUGAGGAUGGCAUAACUGCAUUUCAAAUGGACAUUAAGGUGGGUGGAAUUACUUUGCCCAUCAUGAGAAAGGCACUCCUUCAAGCAAGAGAUGGCAGGAAGCAUAUACUUGGAGCAAUGAUGAACUGCUCACCUCCUCCCGCCAAAAAGCUUUCCAAGCAUGCUCCUCUGAUUCACGUUAUGAAGGUCAAACCAGAUAGAAUAAAUCUUAUAAUUGGUUCUGGUGGGAAAAAAGUGAAGAGCAUCAUUGAAGAAUCUGGAGUAGAGGCUAUCGAUACAGAAGAUAAUGGCACUGUGAAAAUAUUUGCAAAAGAUCUAUCUAGUUUAGAGAAGUCUAAAGCUAUUAUUAAUAGUUUGACAAUGGUUCCAACUAUUGGUGAUAUAUAUAGGAACUGUGAAAUCAAAUCAAUAGCCCCUUAUGGAGUUUUUGUAGAGAUAGCACCUGGACGAGAGGGACUUUGUCAUAUCAGUGAACUGAGUUCAGGUUGGUUACCCAAGGCAGAAGAUGUUUUCAAAGUGGGAGAUCGUAUUGAUGUAAAGCUUAUAGAGAAAAAUGAUAAGGGCCAGCUGCGCCUUAGUCACCGAGCAAUGCUUCCUGAUACAGAUCCUGACAACUCAAAUGUUAAACAGCCUACUGGCAAACUCACUGAAGAUGCAGAAGAAACUUCAUCAAAAUCACCUGAUAAGGAUUCAUUGAAAAAGGUUUCUAGCACUCCCAAAGUUACAGCCUCUUCUAAAAGGAGUUCAGAGGAUGAUUCUGUACUUCCAUCUAAAAAGUUUGUCAGGAGAUUGGUCAGCUCUUCUCAGGACAACCCUGAUGAAGACAAAACUAAUAAGAGUAGCAACAAAGAAGCUGGUAGUGUCUCUGGCAAAGAUGAAAAUAGUUUGGUUAGUGGAGAGGCAUAAAACCGAUAGCCAAAGUAUUUGCAACUAAAGCAGAGAGAAGUAAUGCUAAUGAGAAAAUUUUGGUUUCACAUGCACAAGAAGGCUGAGGUUGCAAGCUCUUGCAAACAAGCAGAUUAAUGUGAAAUUUUUUUGGAACAUGCUGGAGCCUAAACUGGAAUCCAUGCGACCCUUGCUUCUUUGAAAAGCAGACAACCUUUGCUUAUGCUGGAAAGUGGAAAGGUGUAAGAGAGAACUCUUUGUAUAGUCCGUACAUCUCACUGUAAUGCUUCGGAUGUUUGUGAUGAUGGGAAUUUUGUCUGUUUCUUCUCCCGAUGAUACUCUCUAUCUUCAAUCCGUUGUUAUAUAUUUCAGUCUUGAAUUAUUUUAUGUGUUGCUUCCCUCCUGAUUUGGAGGUAUCAAAUGUAAAUCUAUGUAACAACAGUUCAAGGGAGAGGGAUGAACAUCACAUUGUAUUUAUUGUCAGUUUUACUUAAUUAAAAUUUUGAUAUUUCGAUACUCCAAAUCGCAAGUUUUGCUGUGUAACCUCACUGGUUAUUAGACUCUAUUUAUUUAUUUUUAUAUAGAAGUCAUUAGACUUGUUAA